AUGGAUAUCUUCAACCCUAUUUCCCCUUCCGGUGAUCUUGUACUUCCACCACAGUUGAGCCGACUUUUAGGCUCAACCUGGAUCACCUUAGUCCUCUGUGCACUAGUCGUGUUAUUGGUGCUUUAUCACCUUGACACCACCGAUGUGCCAUAUAUUCGCGGUCUCGCCUCAGCUCCUGGGGUACCUAUAUUCGGAAACCUUAUCCAAUUAGGCGUCGAACACCCCAAGCGCCUCGCCGAGCUUGCUAAGAAACAUGGACCGGUCUACCAGAUCAGACUAGGAAAUCGAGUACGUUGGCCCUCCCCAAAUAUCAUUAUCCUUAUACUGAUUUCUGUCGAGCGAUUCGUUGUGGCAAACAGCUUUGAGACUGUGAAGGAACUCUGGAUCAAGAACCAGUCCAAUCUCAUAUCUCGACCUAAGCUACAUACAUUUCACAAUGUGUUGUCAGGAUCCGAGGCCUUUACCAUUGGUACUUCACCGUGGGACGACUCCUGCAAGCGUCGCAGAAAGGCCGCCGCGACAGCAGUGAACCGACCAUCCGUUGCUUCAUAUAUGCCUUUGAUUGAUCUAGAGUCGCUCGUGAGCAUUAGGGAACUUGUCAACCAGGUUCGUGGAAAGAAGGACCAGGUUGACCUGAACCCAUAUGCUCUGUUCCAGCGUCUUGCGCUGAACCUUAGCCUGACGCUUGGCUAUGGCUUCCGUAUUGAUGGAGACUCUGGAGACGAGUUGUUGACUGAAAUUGUGAAUGUUGAGCGCGGUAUUAGUACUCUUCGCAGUACAAGUAACAAUUGGCAAGACUUUGUCCCCAUGCUGAGGAUUCUUCCUAAAGGAAAUGAUAUAGCUGCGGAUUUGCGGGUUCGCCGUGAUAAAUAUCUCGAGUUUCUUCUGAAGAGGCUUAAGGAUCACAUAGCCCAGGGAACUGACAAGCCUUGUAUCACUGGAAACAUUAUCAAGGAUCCAGAAUACAAACUAGACCAUGCGGAAAUCAAGUCAAUUUGCCUAACAAUGAUUGCUGGUGGCCUUGAUACAACUCCAGCGUGCAUUCAAUUUGGUACUGCCAUGCUAUCUGGCCCCCAAGGCCCAGAAUUGCAGAAGAAGCUGCUGGAUGAAAUCAAAACAGUGUAUCCGCACAACGAUGCGUGGCAGAAAUGUCUUGUGGAAGAGAAACUCGAGUAUAUGUCCGCAUUCUGCAAAGAAGUUCUCCGAUUCUGGACAGUUAUUCCCAUGUCUCUUCCACGCGUCAGUGUCAAGGAUAUGGAUUACAAAGGCUCGUUAAUACCCGCUGGCACAACUUUCCUGAUGAAUGCCUGGGCGGCCGACUACGACACCGACCAUUACGAAUCACCUCAAACAUUCGCCCCUGAACGCUUCAUCGACAUGGCCGAGGGAUCGGGAACUCUACAUUUCGCAUUUGGAGCCGGCUCCCGGAUGUGUACAGGCUCGCACUUGGCGAUGCGGGAGAUGUAUGUCACGUUCGCGCGUCUAGUAAUCGCCCUUGAGGUUCUCCCUGCAAAGGAUCCAUCUCGAAGGCCCAUUUUGUCAGGCCCACUCGAGGCUAAUGCCAACCCCUCGGGAUUGUCUAUUGAGCCUAAGGACUUCGAUCUUGGUUUCAAAAUUAGAGACGAGAAAUUACUGGACUCAUGGAUUGAGCAGUCUGAAAAGGCUACAAUGCAUCUACUUGCCUGA
Molecule: messenger RNA, 1686 nt
Organism: Penicillium maclennaniae
Lineage: Eukaryota; Fungi; Ascomycota; Eurotiomycetes; Eurotiales; Aspergillaceae
Exons: 3
Coding region: 1-1686 (561 amino acids)
Molecular function (GO): heme binding; oxidoreductase activity, acting on paired donors, with incorporation or reduction of molecular oxygen; monooxygenase activity
Source: RefSeq, a predicted model, not a curated record